GCUUCCGGACCGGUCUACCUGACGACGCACACUCGUCUGCCAGUUCACAUUGUGGAGACCAGUGAGGUCGAAAGCUAUCUUCAGGAUUAUGCCCAGUACCUGGGACCGGGCCCGCCGACCGAACCAAAUCAGACAGAUACCCCCGUUCCGGCCCUGUCUAGCAUGGAAAUAGCUCCCAUAGAGCCCUCUAACUUGGACGCCUCCCACAUUCCCACAUUCUCAGGUUGGGUGUCAGUUGCCGGCAAACAGACGAUUGCUAACAAGGAAUCCUCUCCGAGUGAAUCUCCGACGAAGGAAGAGGGCCUGAUUCGCCUGAUGGCCUGGACUCCGGGUGGUCUUGGGAUCAGUCUGCGUAAACCACCUCUUCUCCCAUAUGCUAUUCGACGUCGUGGUAGUCGUCUGAUGUAUCUGCGUGAGUACUCCGGCACUAAUACAGAAGCCUCUUCCUUUGAGGACCCCAAGUAG
Molecule: messenger RNA, 465 nt
Organism: Dibothriocephalus latus
Lineage: Eukaryota; Metazoa; Platyhelminthes; Cestoda; Diphyllobothriidea; Diphyllobothriidae
Source: the annotation of a GenBank genome assembly